Argiope bruennichi is the source of this 2136-nucleotide messenger RNA. Its product is annotated as longitudinals lacking protein, isoforms H/M/V-like. Bases 131 to 1294 code for a protein of 387 amino acids. The transcript has 4 exons. Lineage: Eukaryota; Metazoa; Arthropoda; Arachnida; Araneae; Araneidae. Gene Ontology annotation, biological process: regulation of transcription by RNA polymerase II. The record is from RefSeq and is a predicted model, not a curated record. Gene Ontology annotation, cellular component: nucleus. Gene Ontology annotation, molecular function: protein binding.
GGCGUCUCUGCGCCAUUUCCCAUUCAGACUCCGGCAGUCGCUCAUUGAUGUAUAUAUUCGCUUAUCGCUGUCGAUAAAGGGCAUCUCUUAUCGUUUUUUUGUGUUGCUAGUCAUCUUCAUCUGUGCUACCAUGUCUCAACAAUUUUGUCUAAAAUGGAACAACCACAUGAACAACAUGAUGGAUGUGUUCAAGAAUCUUUUAUCUACAGAGUCAAUGGUUGACGUGACACUUGCCUGUGAUGGGCUGAGCUUAAAAGCGCACAAAAUGGUUCUCUCUGCAUGUAGUCCUUUCUUCCAGUCUUUGUUUCUAGAGAAUCCAUGCAAGCACCCUAUUGUGAUACUUAAAGACAUGAAAUAUACAGAACUCAAGGCUAUUAUUGAGUUUAUGUAUCAUGGUGAAGUGAAUGUUGCUCAGGAGCAACUAUCGGCCCUUAUGAAAACAGCAGAGACGUUAAGAGUCAAAGGGCUAGCUGAAAUGCCAAAUGAAAAGAACUCAUCUUCUAGUGCUCAGGAUGAACCAAGUCACCGAUCUGUACCUCGAACAGAAACACCGCCGCCAAGCAAACGUAGGAGAGGUAGAGUUAGAAAACGGUCUUUAAGCGACUCGAAUCGCAGUGACGAUUCGAAUGAUCACAAAAUUAAACAACCUCAUUCUCCAGAUAUUGAGGAGUUAUCGGGUGAUGUUACAAUGGACAAUACUAGUGGACAGUUUUCAAACUUACAAUCUCAGGUGCCUAUGCAAUCGCUGCCAUCCCAUAGUAACUCUUACCAAAAAGCUACAUCUGUGGUGUCUCAAGAUCCUCAAAUAGAGGAGCCUGCAUCAGCAGAUGAAAGUGAGUUUGGGGUGGAGCCUGCAAAAUUACUAGAACAAACCUUAACAACAGACGAUCUCCAAAAUCGGAGAAGUAGAGCAGCAAUGUCCUCUAGUAUGGAAAUGCAGAGGAGGCCUAGGAGUAGCACAGAUCAUUCCUCAAAUUUAGUCCCUACAUCAAUGUCAUCAGACACUUCUAUGAGUGCGAAUCAACAACCAGAAAGUCCACCAGAUAUCAAACCUGAACUAUUAGAAUUAGACCCACCUAUGUCACCAGUUGCGGGCCCAUCUCAUAGUACUGAUAAUUCUAUGAUGAUGUAUAUGGACCAAUCUAGUGUUUCUUCACAUCCAGGUACUAGUUUCCAAGACAAUUCUGCUCUUGUUCCACAGGAUUCUCAACCUCAAGGUAAAUAUAAUGUCGAGUUGGAUUGUAAUGUCUUUUUAAGAAAAAGCUACACCAAUUUAAUAUUAAUUGAAAAUUGAUAAAACAAUUUGGUCGGAGACGACCCAUGAUUAGUUCAAUUUUGCAUAUGUAAGUAAUUUCUGCAAGUAUUUAGCAUUAUGCUGGAUUUCCUUAAAAAUUAAAUUAGUGUAGCUUUGAUUAAUCACUUAAUGAGUCUAGGCAGUUUCAUUACCUGGAUUCAUAGUAUUGAUUGUCUAAGCAUUAAGUAAUAUUUACUUAAUGGCUAGAUGACUUAAUAAAUUUGUUGUAAAAUAUCACUAGCUUGAAGACUUCUAACUACACCAGCUGCUGAAAUAUAGACAAUUUUAAAUUUGACAUUUUAUUUUAAUCUUAAAUAUUUUAAGCUAGUGGUAUUUUAGUGUAAGUAUAUUGAUAUUAAUUGUAGUUAAGUAUAUUGGUAUUGGAAGUUUAUUUCUUUUGUAUAAUUGCUAUGAUUAAUUGUUUGCUCGCCGCCUGAGAUUUUCAGUAUUGCGUUUCGCGUUCCCGCUUUCGUUUCUGAUGUGUUAAUAUUACCGCUCCUGCCGUUCUAAGAAGACAUCUAUGAAGAGGACCUCUAUACUUAAAUUUACGGUGAGUUAACUUUCAUUCCUUCUAUUUAUAUUGUAUAGUUAAGUGUUUCUAUAUGUGUAGUCAUUGGUAAGGUGACUAAAAUGUGAAGGGUAUACAAGGUUUCUCUUUCAGGUUCUAUAGAAUUGUAUUUAUUUGUAAAUGUUGUAACUAAUGUAUGAAUGUAUGUACUCUUGGUGGUAUUAAAUCUCCAUGAAGUGUUUGUACAGCAUUUUAUGCUCCUGGAGAUUCGUCUGUAAAAACGAUUGUAAAUCUUAUUCUCAUUAUUGUUAAUAAACAUUUUUUUGUGUAUUAA